CGUGGCUAUGAGAAGACUCGUGGUGCUCGUCUUGCUGGCCCUCUGCAGACCUUCGCAGCAACAUGACAACACCACCGAGCUCUACACCAACUCCUCUGACCACCACAAACCAGAAAAAGAUCCGUUGUUCCCGGAGGAUCUGUUCACCAUGGAGCAACGACGGAACGGAGCCGUCGUGUUCCAUAUUAUCGGGGUGAUCUACAUGUUCGUCGCACUAGCCGUGGUUUGUGACGAGUUCUUCGUCCCUUCCUUGGAUGUAGUCAUCGAGAAGCUCGACAUCGCCGAGGAUGUCGCCGGAGCCACAUUCAUGGCUGCGGGAGGCUCCGCCCCGGAACUGUUCACUUCGGUGAUCGGUGUAUUCGUCAGUUUCGACGACGUCGGUAUCGGUACUAUCGUCGGAUCCGCGGUUUUCAACAUCCUCUUUGUGAUCGGCAUGUGCGCUCUGUUUUCUCGUACGGUUCUCACACUCACGUGGUGGCCGCUUUUCCGUGAUUGCGCCUUCUACUCGGCCUCGCUUAUCAUCCUGAUCAUUUUCUUCCGUGACAACAACAUCUAUUGGUACGAGGCUGCGGUGUUGUUCUCCAUUUAUCUGAUGUACGUCAGCUUCAUGAAGUGGAACCAGCAGGUGGAGCGGUUCGUGAAGAAACACCUGUAUAAGAACAGGGUGACCAGAGUACGCAGCACGGACCAACUUAUGCCAUCGCACCAGGCGGCUGCCCACACACUGCAUGGAAACGCUGCCACCUCGAGUCAGACCAGCGUCGGGGGCGGCGGCUCAGCAGGAAGUGGAGUUCCCUCGGCCGGAAGAGGAAGUGCUAGCGGGGGAACCGGAAGUGGUGGUGCACCCGCACAGCCUUCAGGAAACAAAUUCAGACAUGGUCUGCUCCAACUUAUGAUCCACACCAUCGACCCCCUUCAUGAUGGCAAAGUGGACGAAAAGGCGACUCAGUUACACGCCAUAGCCUCGCUCAAGGUGCUGCUAGACGCCACCAAGCCUCACAACGGGGCUGCCUCAACCUCGGCAGCCAAUCAUGUCCAAUCUACCCUAGAGACUCAGUUAGCUCAACAGUCCGAGCCCAAUGGAGUUGCCCUGGGAGGCAUUGAACCUUUGGAUGAUGACGAGGAUGGCAAUGAGCCACUGGACAUGUCUUGGCCAGACACGGGGCGUAAAAGACUCACCUACAUGCUAGUGGCUCCCAUUAUAUUCCCUCUGUGGCUCACGCUGCCAGACACAAGGACACCUAAGGGCAAGAAAUGGUUUCCUAUCACAUUCCUCGGCAGCAUCGCUUGGAUCGCCGCCUACAGCUAUUUGAUGGUGUGGUGGGCCAAUGUAGCUGGGGACACCAUCCGUAUACCACCUGAGGUUAUGGGUCUGACGUUCCUUGCGGCCGGUACUUCCAUCCCCGACCUCAUCACCAGCGUGAUUGUCGCCAGGAAGGGGUUUGGCGACAUGGCAGUAUCGUCUUCGGUUGGCAGCAAUAUCUUUGAUGUCACAGUCGGGUUACCAGUGCCUUGGUUGCUGUAUGGAAUCAUCUACGGCAAGCCAGUGGAGGUCAACAGUGUGGGAAUGGUCUGUUCCAUUGCCAUUCUCUUCUUCAUGCUACUGUUCGUGAUCAUGUCCAUCGCUUGCUUCAACUGGAAGAUGAACAAGAGCCUCGGGUUCACCAUGUUUUUGCUCUACUUUGUGUUUGUGGCUGUCUCUCUACUGUUCGAGUACGGACAUCUCACGUGUCCGGUGUAAACGUCAUCGAACCGACCAAUCCGAACGAGUGCACGCACAAAUACAUGGGAAAUAACGCAACAUUUUCGUUCUAAUUUUAUAGAGUUUUAUUUAUUUUUUAGAAAUACAUAGAUGAUAUUGUUUGUAAGUUCACGUUGCAAUGUUCUAUUUUCACUAGUCAAAUAAUAAUGAUUGAGUAAUUACUUACAAGGAUACAUAAUUAGACAAAUGAAUCAUUUUUGGGUUUUCAUUACAAUUAAAGGUCUAGAAAUUUGUCAAUAUCUGAACAAAUAAGAGAUUGAUUAUUUGAAAGUAUAAAUCCUAAGCUAUUCAGUUCAGCUUUUAUAUCUAUCUCAUCCAUCCAGGUAUCUGAGAAAUUGAAUAAACCAGAUAUAUUUUUUUUUUAUGAAAAACCUGAUGCUGUUAAACCUCUUAGACAGAUUUGGCACUUCUGAGGACGUCCCUCCAAAAACAUUUGACUUUUAAAAGUAAAUUAAUAAAAACAACAUUUUUGCAUAAAUUGCUGCACCAAGUAAUUUUAAUCAUAUAUAUUUUUUAGUACCAAUACGUAGAUUUUAAAAUCCUAAUGAAGAUCAACUAAACAGAUCCGUCAAAAAUUUGUUUAAAAUUUUCAGAAAAAAGAACAUUGCAAAAAUAAUUUUAUAAUUGCAUUGUAGCUUGGUUUAUGUCUCGUAAACAGUACCUUUCCUAACAUUCAAGUAAAAGUUGUUAACCAUGUGGUCUAAAAUAAGAGCCUAAAUGCAUUUGUUAACAUUUUUCUAAGUUUGUUUUUAGUGUAAUUGCAUACGUUUACUAGAACUAGCUGUUUUGUAAAUUCUGUACAGUGUUAUAACGUAAGGUCUAACGCCAGAUGGUGUAACUUCACCGGGUUUUGGAUUGGCAAGGGUAAUUCUCUCGCCUGAGCAAUUAUGUCCCUUUAUUCGAUUAAAAAAACAAAAUUGUUGUCUUCACUCAACUAAAUCAAUUCCUUGUUUACACUUUUUUAAAUGUCUACAAAAAUAUUUUUCAGAGCUUCAAACGUCUUGAUUAUUGUAAAACUGAAUACGGCACGGUACUUUUUUAUUUUGAAUUUCUAAGCUCAACUUGUGAUCACUAUGAAAAGAAACUUCUCUCUUAUUUCUUGCCGAUCCUAAACACUCAGACUAUGAAGAUCAAUCGCUCCUCGAUAUGAACAGUUAAUUUGUAUAAGCAUCGACAAUACCUACGUUAACAGUGUAUAAUACACCAAGUAUCUUGGGGUCUUGAGCUAAGUCAAGUGAUUUUGUAGGGUAGUGUGUUAAGUUUGACAUUGGAAAAAGGAUUUUAUCAUUGAUUAUUGUUGAGAGUAUUGUUUUUAACUUUACUUGUUAAUGCAGUUGAACUAAGUUAACAUUAAUGUUUCAAACAAACUAAUCAUUUUCACUGGAGGUUUGCUGCUGCACAGUUAAAAUCUUCUGAAGUGUCCGUGGGAGAAAACGUCAAGAUGACCGCAAGACAAUGCAAUAUGCAAUGUUUUGGCACAGAAAACAGUCUGUGAUCUUGUCGUCAUCUCUAAAAACUUUGACAAAAAUAUUCACUGUUCAGUAGCAAGUUGUCAGUUUUGUGGUAAAGCGUCCUAGAGAAAGGCACUCACUUGCAGCUCCAGACCGGUCCAGCUUCUCUGCAUCCUUGGAUCAGUAUUCGCCUACAGCAAUACUCGAGAAAGGCUACUUGUAGGCUGUGAUCUCAGAGGAUAUCGCUGCUACUGUGUACUUCCAUAUCAAUGUUGUUAAACUGUUAAUAUUGCUUUGUUUAUUUUUACAUAUAGAGUGAUCUAGUUAAGUGUAUAGCGGGACUUGUCGCCAAGGCAUAAGCAAUAAUAUUUUGUUUCGAAUCUCCGGCCGAACGUUCGCUUGAAUCCAUUUACCGGACAAUAUUCAGCGGCCGGUUUGUCAAAGUGGACGUUUUUUUAUUUGCGGAAUAGCUUAGAUCGUAGGUGUUAUAGGAUAGGUAUUUUAUACUGCGACAAUUACUAUUUGUAAGUGUUACCGAUUGAAUAUUUGUUCUGGUGGGUAGAAGACACUGUCAAGCGCGUUCAGAAUCGGGGUAGAGUAUGUUUUGUAAAUUUUAACCUUUUAUCUUAUUUUUAUAAUUCUCAAAUGGUUUAUGAGCAAGAGUAUAUUUUUGUGUCGUUUUAUUUCUUUCACUGUCAAAUUUAAGGUCGAUGAGAAAACACAUACAUUUUUCAUCAAAUUAUAACAUUUAAUAGGAGUUCUCCUCUUGCUUUUUUUAUCACAGCAACUUAAACCUAAUCCAACAAACACAUACCAAACUUGACUUGUAGUAAUUGAGAAUGAAAAUACUAAUUUGUCAGCCAUAUGGGAUUAAAAUAGUUACCAAUAUUCUCGCCAAAUUAUUCCACUUUUGCGAUGUUUUACACCCUUUGGAAAAUUAUUUCAUCAGGAAAUUUGUUUUGAAGUAUUUAAUUUUAAGUAGGAAGGAGCGGCUGUUGGUUAAAAAAUUACUGGAAAGGUUGACUGUGUCUUAUACUUCGUUGGUGCUCUUGGUUGAGUGUUGUUAUAGUUUAAUGUGACAUCCAUGCACAAAAUGUGUUAUUGUUUCAAUGGCUUUUGUUUUUAGUGUUAACCAACUUUAGGUGUCCAAAUUGUUGUGGUUAGAUAGAAGCCGAUAAAUAAAAGCCAAAAUAGCUCACACAAAAUGUACUGGAGUGGUGUUUCCCAUUGGUAUAUUAUUUUGUAUCAAUAAAGUGUAAAAUUAUUUUUUCAAUCGGGGUUUCUCUGUAAAUGUACCAUAUGCGUUUGUUUAAGAAAUGCAUUCAACAAUAAGUUGAAAUAUGCUGUAUUAGUAUUAUGAUUAUUUCUUAAUUAAUUAUAAUGGUAGGUAUCUCAUUAAAUUUACUCAGUGAAAUGUAUUUCUAUACAGUAUUCAAAUGGUAAUGUAUAAUAAGUGUUAAUCACUUGCUAAACAAUUAAAAAAUUUUAAGGUUACAUCACAAAAUUACCUUAGUUAAAUCAUUCUUAUUCAUAAUUAAAAUCGUAUGUACCGUUUACGUCGAGUUCCAAAUUUAACGCCUGAGUUCAAAUGUUAACGUCUAAUUUUAUCAAAAACUAAAGCCUCUGCAGUAUUUCAUCUGGUGAGAUAUAACGCAUUUUGUGCGAGCUUUCUAAACCGGCUUAAUUCAUAAAUGCUAAAAGUGCCUAGAAUUAAUAUUAUUACCCGAGGUCUGUGUAUGUUUUAUUCUGCUUUUAGUGAUAGUUUCGGCCACACAUUUGUGAUAGACCAGCUUUGCUGGCCCUGCGAUGGGAAAGCGUUGUUCCGACAUUGCAAGCUCUGGCAACCCCCCCCCCCCUCCCCCCCACAAAUAUGACAAAUUGGUUGCUAUGAUGGAAGAAAGAGAGAUUAUGCAUUUAAAUUGAACAGUACUUGGCCCGUGGUAGUUGCGCUGCAUACAAACGCACAAAAAAAAAGUCGCAGUUACUCUUAAAAUCAGCAAAUCUUGUUUUACUCUUUCGUUAAAGACUCUGACACUUUUAGACUGAACGAAUCACCUUUGUGGGAAAUAAAAUGUCCACUCAACUUUUUCAUUGUUUAUAGAACCAAUUCCGAGCGAAUUCAUACAAUUUUGAAGGGUAUGGACUACUUUCCCUUGUAAGCAUUUGUGUUUCCUGUAUUGAAAGUCACUGACUUACAUUACCAAAACGUCAGGGCUACGCAUAAAAUAAAUUUAGUUUAUUUAAGAUUUUUUAUUUUUACGAGCUACAAAAUGUCGGAUCAACGCAUCACCCUACCCUGCACUUGGCACUGUAUAUACUAGAUUACUGUACACUCUAUGUGCAGAGAGCAGUUUUACAACUAAAUUGAUUGAAAACUAUUUAUAUAUGAGUGAGUUUAAAGAUCAUUUAGAACACUAAACUCCUGUUUGAUUCAGAGUCAGUUAAAAGUGAUUGAAAAAGAUUGCCAUCUGUAUAUGGAGUUUGCAGUAUUUCUUCACUUUUCAUUCAUUCAUUCAUCGCAAUAGCAAUUUCACUACAAUGUCUUCUUUUGGAUCAAAAUUGUAAUGAUCCUUGAACCUUACCAUUUUAUAUUGGAACUUUUUUAUUGCACAAAACUUAUUAUGUGGUUUGAGUGAAAUUCAAUAAAUUAAAGAAAAUUGUUGUGUUUAAAGUUUAAUCCAGAAAAAACUGAAUUAUAUGAGUAUGUCUACUUAUAAAAAAAUAUUUAAAACACAUAAAGUCUAAAUGGUUUUAUCAAAACUUUUCUA
This is a messenger RNA of Macrosteles quadrilineatus (aster leafhopper), 5981 nucleotides long. RefSeq names its product sodium/potassium/calcium exchanger Nckx30C-like. Gene Ontology annotation, molecular function: calcium, potassium:sodium antiporter activity; calcium channel activity. Lineage: Eukaryota; Metazoa; Arthropoda; Insecta; Hemiptera; Cicadellidae. Gene Ontology annotation, biological process: calcium ion transmembrane transport; intracellular calcium ion homeostasis. The transcript has 8 exons. Bases 8 to 1741 code for a protein of 577 amino acids. The record is from RefSeq and is a predicted model, not a curated record. Gene Ontology annotation, cellular component: membrane.